UAAGGACCAUGUGGUCCACUAUUCAGACUCUUAGAAAGAAGAGUGGAUUUGGUUGGGAUGAUAAUCUAAAAAUGAUAACUUGCGACGCUAAGACAUACCAAGAAGAAGUCAUGGCGCAUCGAAAGCAUGCGGAGUAUCUAAACAAAAAAAAUUGAGAUGUAUGAUGAAUUAGCGAUUGUUGUGGGGAAGGACACAGCCACGGGUGGCUUUUCUAAGUCCUAUGUGGAUAUUGAGAAUGAGCCAGACAAUGGGGACAGUGCGGAGUUUGUUGCAGACAAUGUGGAGGAAGGUGUGGUCGAGAAAGGGAAGAAUGCAGUCGAGUCAUCCACCACUGGGUCGGGAAUUUCCAAGUCCCGCAAAAGAGGGCGUGCACCUUCUAAUGCUGAUGAUAGUGUGCUGAUUGAUUUGUCUAAUCAGCUGAAGGAAAUAGCUGUGGCUCUGAAAGAAAUCAAUCGGGGCCCGGUGAAUUACACAGCUCUUUACAAUGAGGUAAUGGCUAUGAUGGCGGAUGGGUAUAGCGAAGAUAUGCUCGCAACUGCCUUUGACCAUCUUUGUGAAAAUGAGAAGACAACACGUGGAUUUCUAGCCAAGAAUGCUAGGUUGAGGAAGCUGUGGUUGGAUGGUUUUUUGUUCUCACAAAUUUGA
Quercus robur (English oak) is the source of this 645-nucleotide messenger RNA. RefSeq lists its product as uncharacterized. Bases 157 to 645 code for a protein of 162 amino acids. The record is from RefSeq and is a predicted model, not a curated record. The transcript is spliced from 2 exons. NCBI's taxonomy places the organism in Eukaryota, Viridiplantae, Streptophyta, Magnoliopsida, Fagales, Fagaceae.